Molecule: messenger RNA, 2639 nt
Organism: Haliotis rufescens (red abalone)
Lineage: Eukaryota; Metazoa; Mollusca; Gastropoda; Lepetellida; Haliotidae
Exons: 3
Coding region: 666-1238 (190 amino acids)
Cellular component (GO): membrane
Source: RefSeq, a predicted model, not a curated record
GCGGCAAAUGGCGACAUACCUAACCUGCAGCUAAACGUCACACAAAUAUUCACCUCUUUUCUCUUAAGAGAAGAAUGACACGGCUGAGUUAUUUUAACGGCGUCGUCAGAUUCUUCCCGAAGACAACGACGUGCACAAUCUGAAGGACAGCAACAGUUGCCAUCACUAUCCCGCGACAAGCUUUGUGAAGUACUUAUUGCAAACAUAAUGUUACAUGGACGUCGUUACUGUUGAUGUGGUUGUUCCCAUAAGGAUGAUUUCACCUAAUGGGCAUACAAAGUUUCUGAUCGGGAUACGCCCUCGGCACAGAUUAUCAUAAGUGUUGAAAUCUGGCUCAACUGGCUUCACAUAUUUGACUUGUGUGACUCCAUUACGUUUAUGUGAGGGAUUUGUGUGAUUCUUUUGGAUUAGUGUUGGUCUUGGACCUCGGGAUUGCUAUAUUUGUUGCUCAACCUGGAGAGAAUCUUCGAACAGUUUUCAAGCUCGACGUUAUAACAGUGUUUAUUUCUGUGUCAAUAACACUGCACAUUACAAGUGUACAUAACAACUACUGCUUCCAUUUGCCGUUACAACACAAUCGACGAGAGAGGAUUCUGGUGCAAAUUUGUUGACAAUAAUUGCAACGUGCUUAAGAAAAAGGUCAAGGUCAACGGGGAGACGCCGAAAUGGAGAAGCCCCAGAUUGAAUCCAAAUCGUUUCCAGUUUUCGUAAUAGGAUCGUUUGUGGCCUAUGCUUUGUUGGUCACUGGCUUCUUCGUGCCGUACUGGAUUGGUAACGACACUUUAGGUGUCUACAAUGGCCUGUGGUUCGUGAGAAUAUGUACCCCGCAGGAUUGUCAGAAUCUGUGGUAUAUUAAUCACGCUGAUCGCAUACCGGAAGUCGAGCGAUGGGAUGUUGUACGUGCAUUUGAAACGUUGGCCGUGAUAGCUGGAGUCUUCUCCCUUGUGUUUGGCGUGCUGAUGAUAACGACGCGACAUAAAACGUCGACCAGUCGUCACGUGACACAAGGACUGUUCUUCGCGACGUCUCUGCUUGCAGGAUUAAUGGCGGUUGUCGGCGUCCUCGUCUUCAUCGCCACCAUCACGAGAACCGACAUGAUGUGGGCUCCGUCUCUCCCAGCUCUUGGGGGCCUGCUGUUCUUUAUGUGUGGAGUCUUCACCCUCGUCAUCUGUAGAUACGAUCCUCACGACACCCCUGACGGGACCCCCACUUAUGUCAUGGAGCAGACUUCAUUCUAACGUCGCCUUGGCGUUGUUGGACAGCAAAUUCGUUGUCAUGGCGACCCGUCGAUUUCAUUUCGAAUUCGUUCGGAAUGGGUCAGUGCGUGCUUGUUAUUAUGGAACAGUAAUGCUUUAUGUCAUUGUGCAUACUAAGCUAAAUGGGAAACACUAAUAUAUAAACUCUCAGGCUAAAUGGGUGUUUCACAAAAUAGGUCACUUAAUAACAGCUGCUUCCACCCAUGCGUUUUCGUAUACCGUACAUACUUCAUAAAACGACUGACCCGAGAAGAUCCGGGGUAGAAUAGGUCUUCAGCAACCUGGUAUGCUUGCCGUAAAAGGCGACUAACGGGAUCGGGUGGUUAGGCUCGCUGACUUGGAUGAUGCAUAUCAUCCGUCCCAAUUGCGUGGAUCGAUGCUCAUGAUGUCAAUCACUUGAUUGUCUGGUCCAGACUCGAUUAUUUUACAGAGCGCCGUCAUGUAGCUGGAAUAUUGCUGAGUGCGGCGUAAAACAACCAACCAACCAAUGAUUAAACGACUGCUGACACACUUCACUAACCCUGCUGACACGACGUAUAGAUGUCUUCAAGUCAGUAGUAUAAUUCAUGUGUUGUUUUUUUAUUUUACGGUAAAGUUAUCUUGGCCUAUAGGAAAUACAGUGAUACCUUAUUAACCCCAAGUCCUUGAGGCUAUAUAAAAUAUCGAGUUAUCCGUACAUCGAUACAACCAGAUACACCAUGGAUCCGAGACGUUUUGCAUGCUGUCAGUCUUUGUUAAAGUAUACGAGUCACGUUAAUCGUAAGGCUGCGAUCGCGUUGUGAACCGGGACACAUAUGUCUAGAUAAAAAAGUUCGAGUUAAGGAGGUUCGACUGUAGAUAUUUCUAAUGUACUGGCUGUGCGUAUGUAACCUAUUCCUAUUCACUCAGUGUAUCCUACUACCCUUAUAAUCAUUAUGUAAGCGUAAACAACGUGUUUUACAGCCUAUAUGGUAAACACGUCCAUUAUUAACGGAAUUUUGAGGUGACACCCACACACCACUACCAGACUGAAAGACGAUGGACCCCCCCUUAUUUCUUUUAAGGUUGUAUUUUCAACACUGGACAUUUUUUUAGAAAAUAUUUAAAAUAUGAAGUUGAUAAUAGUGAAGUUCGAAAAUGAUCUAGACUUAAUUUUUUUCAAUACAAUAAGUGGAUGACAACGAUGCAGAAGACAAGACUGUCCCUUUGUGUCGUGUAUGUUGUAGAAACAUCCAACCACCCCCGCAUACAUCUGCGGAAUACCACUACAUGGUCGUCUUUUCAUUCAGUUUAGUGCCAUGUACUAAGCAUACAGCCGUAUUCAAUUCAAACCAUAUGUUAUACGCACAUGUAUUUCAAUACAGAAAACUAUUUUCUCUUCUAAUAAAUUCAUGUAGUAUCCUG